AUGUGGGGUCUCUGUACUGGAAAAUUUUAGCCGAAAGUAGUCAGACUGAAGUUGAUGGUAUCCAAAAAAAUAAACUUGUUGGGAAACCCAUUUGGACCUUGAAAGGAGAUAAGUUGAUUGAACCUAACUGUACAGUCAUUUUUGAUGAAAAUAUAAUUUUGAUGGGUGCAGCAGAAGGUUUGUUUGUCCUAAAAGUCAUUAACAAGUUUACGUGUUCUUUGAGAUAUAGAAUGGAAGGAAUUGAUUGCAUCUAUCAAAUGGCCUGCAAUGAAGAAACUGGAGCUGUAUUAUUAAUUCAUGGAGAAGAUCGAAAGUUAAGUCUUGCAAAUUUAAGUGCCUUUCAGAGUGCUCUACACAGUUCUUCAAAUCAAAUGCCAACUCUGAGAUCUUUGGCUGACAUCAAAGACUGCCACUUGUUCGCUCUGGAAGAGAAUAUUUGUACAGAAUCACCAUAUAUUUGCAUUGCAACUUCAGAAAGUGUAAGGCUUUUUCAAUGGGAACCAAUUUCAAAGAACUUUUAUCCCAAAAAGGUUAUUGAAACAAAUGAACCUUGCAGCUGUAUUAUUUUUUCACAAAAUAGUGUUAUAUUUGGUACUGAUGGCUUUUACGAAUUGAACCUGGAGUUGUAUAGUGUAAAAAGGUUUCUUGAUAGUAAAGAUGCAAGUUUGGCUGGUCUAGUAUAUGGAGCUUCUCAGUUUCGUAGUUUCCCCAUUGCUAUAUUUCAAAUUGCUCAUCCUGAUGACCCCGAGGAAUAUCUGCUUUGCUUCAAUGAAAUGGGAGUUUUUGUAAAUGAGUUAGGGCAAAGAACGAGGCCCGGAGACUUGAAGUGGAAACUGCCAUUAUCAUUUGCAUAUCGGUGUCCUUACAUUUUUGUCAUUCACUUCAGUUCUGUCGAAGUCAUAGAAAUACUUUCCCAACACGUAACAGAAUCUGGUAUUCGAAGAGUGAUGAAAGCUCGUAAACCUCAAUACGUGGGUCCAGCUCAUGUUGAACAGUCUAUCUUCAUAUCAUCUACCCAUGACCGAACUGUGGAGUUGAUACUAGUAGAAGGUAAAUUCAUAGGAAGUUCACAUUCCAAUAUGCAGAGUGAUGAAGGGGUUGCAUUGAAUAUUUCUAACAGUUCUAGUAAAGGCAGCACUGCUGAGAGCGAUGGCUUAGACUUCUCUUUCUCUACAUCAAUGAAUCAGUCUUUGGAACAGUCAUCCAUAGACCAACUAUCUUUGUCUUCCAAAGGUUCAGAAGAAUCAACAAAUUCACAGAUGAGUUGACAACCAUUUCCUGCUCCCUAUGGCAUAUAUUCUGAUGUAGCUAACUUUUAUGUUAAUUUUUAAAGCUGUUUAGCUUAUACUGUUUUGUGAUGUAAGUGUAGAUUAUGUAUAAAUAAUGUAUUUAGUGUUUUAUACUAAAUUAUUUCUUAAAUAAUAAAUAUUUCUAUUAGUAA
Stegodyphus dumicola is the source of this 1441-nucleotide messenger RNA. Its product is annotated as citron Rho-interacting kinase-like. Gene Ontology annotation, cellular component: cytoplasm; cytoskeleton. Gene Ontology annotation, molecular function: protein serine/threonine kinase activity; ATP binding. Gene Ontology annotation, biological process: mitotic cytokinesis; actomyosin structure organization; peptidyl-threonine phosphorylation. Lineage: Eukaryota; Metazoa; Arthropoda; Arachnida; Araneae; Eresidae. The record is from RefSeq and is a predicted model, not a curated record.